AUGUCGAAAGCCCGUGAGCCCGAGAAACCCGUCUCCUCUGAAACCUCUUCUGACGACGAUUCCUCGUCUGAGGAAAUCGAAUCUGAGCCAGAGAAGCUCGUCACAUCUGAAACUUCUUCCGACGACGAUUCCUCUUUUUUCUUGUGGGAUUCUGGGUCUGAAUCCGAAUCCCACAAGAAGUCCAGAAAAAAAUCCAAAGCGAAUGGCAAGGACAAGGCCACCGCCGCCUCCGCUUCACAGGCCAGAUCUACCAGAAAGAGGGCCGUCGAGGAGGUUAAGGGGACGAAACCCACUGUCACCAAAGAGUCGAAGAACAGCAAGAAGGCUGAACCCCAAACCCCUGUCGGAUUCGGAUUCGGAUUCAGCCUUCUUGCUGGUCUUCGAUUUCUUGGUGACAGUGGGCUCCGUCCUCUCAGAUCUACCAGAAAGACGGCCGUCGAGGAUGCUGCUAAUACUUGCAAUAAUAUUAAGGAUUCAGUGGCAAGUAAGAGGAGGUUUGUGCGGAUGACUGAAAGGUUGUUGAGUGGUUUAGGCGAGAAUAUUCCAGCUGUUGGGGACCUGAAGCUCGAGGAGGGAGAAAUGGGGGUUAAGGAGGACAAAGAAGCAUGGAAGAAGCUCGAGAAUAAAGAAAUGGAGGUCUUGGUGAGGCAUUUUGAGCUCAAGACUCAACAGUCAAAGCUUCUUCUGCAGAUCAUGAAUCACAUCCCCCAGCAUCUCUGCGACGUACAGGCUCCGGUUAGGGUCUCCAAGGUCAGGUUCCUCCUCAACAAUCUCAUCACCUAUCUCGAUUCUGGCAAGGAUACGGGGCCGACUGGUGAUAGAGUCAACCGGCGAGGCGAUGUGGUUGCCUUCUCCGGUGAGUGUUCACUGGGACAAAGCCUCGCCCAUCGCGAAGGAUACAUGAAAGACGACAGGUUGCGGCGAGCGGCAGGAUGA
Molecule: messenger RNA, 936 nt
Organism: Striga asiatica
Lineage: Eukaryota; Viridiplantae; Streptophyta; Magnoliopsida; Lamiales; Orobanchaceae
Source: the annotation of a GenBank genome assembly